Molecule: messenger RNA, 366 nt
Organism: Aspergillus bombycis
Lineage: Eukaryota; Fungi; Ascomycota; Eurotiomycetes; Eurotiales; Aspergillaceae
Exons: 2
Coding region: 1-366 (121 amino acids)
Source: RefSeq, a predicted model, not a curated record
AUGGUUACGCGAAUAGUCGCACCUGGCGCGCAUUCAGAUGUGAUAGACGCAAGUACUGGGCACCAAGAGCUCGCCCGCGCUGCAGGCCUACGAUAUCCUGCUGCGCCAUCUGCAGGAUAUUGCCUCGCCACGCUCAACGCUUGGCUUGCGGCCCUCCAUGAGCAGCCAGUGCGAUUCAUCCUGGCCGACCUGUACCCGUCCUUGAACAAGUGGGUCGCCAUGGCCCGCCAGCUAGCAGAGUCUGGCAGGAAGGAAUGUCGCAAGUUCGAUCUCUGCUUCCAUCAUUUUGACGACCCAGCGGCAGCGAAGGUGCUGAGAAGUGCGAUCCAACCCUCGGGCGCUUUUAAGACAGGUGCCCCCAUUUAA